Messenger RNA from Sphaerulina musiva SO2202, 3025 nucleotides. RefSeq lists its product as uncharacterized. The transcript has 6 exons. The record is from RefSeq and is a predicted model, not a curated record. NCBI's taxonomy places the organism in Eukaryota, Fungi, Ascomycota, Dothideomycetes, Mycosphaerellales, Mycosphaerellaceae. The coding region runs from base 1681 to 2943 and encodes 420 amino acids.
GUCGUCGACUCCGUUGGAAAACAGCGCCUCAAAUCUCCCACCGCCAGUUUUCAUCCUUCAAGUACCUGUAUGCUUCGAAAAUGGACUUCACUCCUCGCCCUUUGUUGUUGGAAGAGGAGACUCUGGACUGCUACUCUCCCGAUCAGUUCUAUCCCGUCGCUGUCGGCGAAGUGCUCAAUUCUAGUUAUCGAGUUGUGGGAAAAUUGGGGUAUGGUGCGCAAGCUACUGUGUGGUUGUGUCGGGAUGUUAGGGAUCGCAGUUUUGUCGCCGUCAAGGUCUGUUGUACUCGGAAUGGUUAUCAAUCGGCUCGCGUUCAUCAGGAAUUGCAAUUCUACGAGCGCGUCAGUUCGCUCCAGACUACCACAAAUCAUCCUGGCCAAUCUUUCAUUCGUGGUCUCCUCGAAACGUUUGAAAUCGUAGGCCCGACGGGCCAACAUCUCUGUCUGGUGCAUACCCCGAUGCAUAUGACUAUUCGAGAGUUUCAAUGCUUGAAUUCGUCCUGUCGAUUGAACGAGACGCUGUUGCGGUGGACUUUGAGUAAUGUUUUGCAAGCGCUUGCAUUUUUACAUGAAGAAGCGGAAGUUGUACAUACUGAUAUCAAUCCAUCCAACAUCAUGAUGACUGUCGCCGACGAAUCUCUUCUCGAGCGCGUGGAGACGGCCGAAGCGGAAAACGCGUUGCCCAAAAAGGUUGUAGACAAUCUUCGAACUAUAUACACCUCUCACAAACUUGGUCUUCCCAAGGACGGGCUCUGGGGCCAACCAGCUCUGUGUGAUUUCGGAGAAGCUCGCAUCGGAAAAUUUCACAAAGGUCUCAUUCAGCCGGAUUUGUACCGCGCCCCUGAAGUGUUGUUCGGGAUGGAAUGGGGUCCCAGUGUCGACAUUUGGAGUGUCGCAGUUAUGGUGUGGGAUCUUCUUGAGAACAGACACUUGUUUGACGCUAUUCAUCCCGAGAAUGGGGAAAUGUCCGCAACUCACUACGUUGCGGAGAUGGUUGCGUAUCUCGGAUUGCCUCCACGGGAGUAUAUCCAUCGAAGCGAAACCACGGCCAAGGUUUUUGACAAACAUGGUCAAUGGAAAAACGCAGGAGGAGUCGCUAUCCCUUCGCUCUCGCUGGAAAGUUCCAUUACUACUGCUUUUGACGGCGAGAGGAAGCGUUUGUUUCUGGAAUUCAUCAAGUCUAUGCUACAGUGGUUACCUGAAAAGAGAAAAACGGCUUCGGAACUCCUCCGGGACCCUUGGCUGAAUGCGAAAUGUAUUGUUGAUGCAAAGACUUCAAGACUUUCAAGACUUCAAGAACUUGGAUCUGCGACGUCUUGACGACGAAAAAACAUGGCCUACGCAGAAGAAUGGUUCGAUCGAUGGGGAGUUGCAAACUAUACGAGUCAGACGCGUGCAUGAAAGGUCGAGAGUCGCAAGAAAAAGCCAUUGCGUAGGGCGUAGGAAACAGGUCUCGGCUGUGAUUUGGAUUUGGGGAUUUGGGGUUGUAUACAACUACGUUUGCAUCUGCUCUUUACCUUCACUGUUCUUUUUUGCUUGUACUUUUUUUCUGUAUAGGUGAAAACGACUUUUUAUUUUUCGCACGACGAUAAAUCUUUGUAACGCAGGAUACGAAAGUACCUACCUUACAGUAGGAGGAGGCAAGCAGACACGCAAGCAUAACCAUCAAUCAUCAUCAAUCAUGGGGGAUAUCGGAUCCGAAGCAGCAACACCAGUACCAGCGAGUCCAACGACACUGGAUAUGACGACUGUCCCCGUAGACGAACUCUGCAUGACAUUUUCACUCGCCACUGCCGCGAGCAAUUCCUCUUCGACGUUUAUCUCGCAGACCAAGCAAGGCCGCCGCAUAAUAUCCGAUUCUCUUUUCUCCUCCUCCUCCUCCUCCUCGCACGAAUUCUCGCCAUUACCAGUCGGUCUCACAGUUGCGGGAACUCUCGUCGAUGAUCCGAGUACUAUCACCGCGCCGUUUCUUCCGGGAGAUACGAUUCUCGCGUGUUUGACGCCGGAAACCGCGUCGGGGUGUAUUCUAUCGCCUCCUCCUCCUUCGACAACGAUUCGGAAGCAUCAUGACGAGUCUUUGUCGGCAUCAUUGCAGCAACAAUCACUGCAUGAUGAUAACGAUGAAAAACAACAACCUCCCCUCCGACUCCGCAUCCCCACGAUAUCCGCUCUCGAACUCCCACCCACCAUGUCCCCCUCUAUAGGCUGUGCACACCUCACGGCACUCCUCACGGGAGCGGCAAUUCUCAAGCAAGAAUUACACAUCCCCAUCACACGCACACCCAGCGCGUCGCCCAAUUUGGCCGAGGAGAGUGGAGUGCGGAGUUAUAACGAUAAACGCAUUCUGGUGAUUGGAGGGGAGACGGUGUUGGGAGCGGCGAUGGUGCAGUUGCUUCAUCGGGCGUUGCCGGAGGCGAAGGUGUAUGUUUUAUGUGGUGUUGGAGGGAGGAAGGAGAAGGAGGAGAGUAAGAAGAAUAAGGAGCUUGAGGAGGAAGGGAAGGAGGAGCGGCUACAACUACUGAAGCAAAGAACAAAACAUCUCCUAGGUCUCGGGGCGAUAUCUGCGACAGAUGGGGACGCGAAGGAUCUGAUGGAUCAUCUGUCGCCGAGUUUUGACAUUCUGGUGCAUGCGGUCAAGGGGCGAGAGGUGCGAAAGGAUGUCAUGGGUGCUUUGGAUGGAAUGGCAAAGCUGGUGGAUUGUGGAUCUCUGGAUGUGGAAGCGGCAGUGGGGAAGUUUGUGGAAGAGGAGCAGGAUUGUGUGACUUCUCUGCAUGAGAUGUUGCUGAAGGCGGCGGAUGUGUUUGAUGGAGUGGAAGAAGAAGAAGAGGUGAGGACAGGCGGAUCUGUUGGUGGUGGUGGUGAUCACGUGCGCAACAAGAUGAAGCUGGCAUAUCGGUUUGAUCGGGAAGAUUCUGGCGCAGUGGUCGUCGACCCUGUGGCAUAAGAAGUUCUUUUCCUUGAUUAGGUGAUGAUGGUUCAUGAUUUGACGAUGGAUACAUAUCUAAGUAGUGCGAGUUCGAUACCCC